Messenger RNA from Trichobilharzia szidati, 3743 nucleotides. The record is from the annotation of a GenBank genome assembly. NCBI's taxonomy places the organism in Eukaryota, Metazoa, Platyhelminthes, Trematoda, Strigeidida, Schistosomatidae.
CUGGGGCAUUAAAUACUAUAAUAGAGAUCGCGUUGAUCCCAACAGCCGAAAUUUUGGUGAUUUUGAGACAUAAAACUCCUAAAAAUCCAGCUUAAUUGACAUGGGUGGUGUUGGACGUUCGACAUUUUUUGCAUCUAAUUCAGUGAACUCUCGCAGCGGGAGAUACAAAGCUUUUCUGAGCGGGAGGUCGAAUUGGUAACUAUGUUUAAUACAAUUCAGAAUAUAAUAUGACAUAUCUGUCUGACCAUUCCUUUUAAAUGGUCGCUAUUACUGGUGCUUAAAGUUUGACUUCACCGUCGUUAUCAUUUAUUUGUCAAUAUUUUCUUUUGAAACUUGUGUAUGUUGUUUUAUUUCAGAUUUGAAUACCGGCUGGGUUAUUCUUGGUUGCAGCAAAUUUAGUUUCGCCCCUCCCCCUGUUUUUGUAUUUAGUGACAGCUUAAGCAGCCAAAAUAUUUCAUCAGACUCAUUUAUAUUUACUUCCCUGGCGUAAAGACGCGUUACAGUCUGCUAAUCACUCCUUUAAACUUUAACUGACUUUUUUCCUUUCAAAUGUCCACUUUUCGAAGAAUUGGUAAAAGGCUUGUUAUGGUCGGUGCACUAUCUGGUGUUAGUGCCGCAUUCCUUCUUGAAGCUAUUCCAAAAAUUAAUGAGGCCAGAAGAAUGAAGGCUUUACAAUCAAAACCCAAGCCUUCAAAAGAAGAAAUAGAACGCUUUGAAAAACCUUUACCAACUCGUGAUGAACAACUGAAACGUAUGGCUUCAGGUGAAACCUUUGACGUUUUGAUAAUUGGUGGUGGAGCAACAGGUGCCGGUAUCGCAGUUGACGCUGCAUCUAGAGGCUUAUCAACUUGUCUCAUCGAAAGAUUGGAUUUCGCUUCGGGUACAUCUUCUCGAUCAACUAAACUCAUUCAUGGUGGUGUUCGAUAUCUACAAAAGGCUAUAUUUAACUUCGAUAUAGAACAAUUUCGUAUGGUCAAUGAAGCGCUUAAUGAACGAUCAAAUCUAAUUGAUAUAGCUCCACACUUAGCUUAUCCAUUACCAAUUAUGUUACCGAUUUACAAAUGGUGGCAACUUCCAUACUACUGGGCUGGUAUUAAAAUGUAUGAUUUAAUAUCUGGUUCUCAAAUUCUGAAAGCUAGUUAUUACUUGAGUAAAUCACAAGCAUUAGAACGUUUCCCUUUAUUGAAACGUGAUAAAUUAGUCGGAGGGUUGGUAUAUUAUGAUGGUCAACAAGAAGAUGCUCGUAUGUGUUUGAGUAUAGCUUUGACAGCAGCUCGUUACAAUGCUGCAAUUGCUAAUUAUGUUGAAGCUGUUGAACUCAUUAAAAAAUCACCUCAAACAAAAUCAAUUUCUUUGAAAUCAACACUAGAGAGUACUCCUGAAUCAACACCUAUCGUAUCAGGUGCACGUGUUAAAGAUCGUUUAACUGGUAAAGAGUUUACAAUUAAUGCUCGUUGUGUUAUUAAUGCUACUGGACCAUUCACUGAUAGUAUACGACAAAUGGAUGAUAAAAAAUUGCCAGCUAUUUGUCAACCAAGUUCAGGAGUUCAUAUUAUUCUUCCUGGUUAUUAUAGUCCUACAAAAAUGGGCUUACUGGAUCCAGCUACACGUGAUGGUCGUGUCAUUUUCUUUUUACCAUGGAUGAAUUUUGCACUGGCUGGUACAACUGAUUCUGAAUGCGCUGUUUCUGAUCAACCUUCACCAUCUGAAGCUGAAGUGAAUUUCAUUCUUGAAGAAAUUAGCAGUUAUCUUUCACCAGAAAUACAAGUUCGUCGUGGCGAUGUACUUUCAGCAUGGGCAGGUAUUCGACCACUUGUUCGUGAUCCAAAUUCUUCUGAUACUCAAUCAAUUGCACGUAAUCAUAUUAUUGAUGUUUCACCGUCAAAACUGAUAACAAUUGCUGGAGGAAAAUGGACAACUUAUAGAAAUAUGGCAGAAGAGACUGUAGAUAAGGCAAUCGAGGUGUGUGGUCUUAAACCAAAAAGUCCAUGUCGUACUAAAGGUCUACUCUUAGAAGGUGCUCAUAAUUGGUCACCGAAUUUAUUUAUACAAAUUGUUCAAGAAUAUGGUAUGGAUGUUGAUGUAGCUCGUCAUUUAACUGGUAUCUAUGGUGAUAAAGCCAUAACUAUUGCAAAUAUGUCAAAAUUAACUGGUUUUAGAUGGCCAAUAUUGGGUAAAAAGUUACAUCCUGAAUUCCCUUUCAUUGAAGCAGAAGUUGAAUAUGCUUGCCGAGAAUAUGCUUGUCAUGCAGUUGACUUUCUUGCUCGUCGUACUCGUUUAGCCUUCUUAAAUGUUCAAGCAGCUCAAGAGGCUUUACCAAGAAUUGUUGAAUUAAUGGGUCAGCAUUUAAAGUGGAGUAAUGAAAGAAAAAAACAAGAAAUGAAAGAAGCGGAAGAGUUCCUAAACGCAGAGAUGGGUCUUAAUCUACGCGUAAUGGAUAGUGUUCGUAUGAAGUUGACUAUUAAUGAAAUUGAUGAUUUACUGCACAGUUUUCGUAAACUUGAUCAUGAUACUAAAGGUUACAUUUCAUUGAAUGAUUUACGCAAAUUUUGUACUGAAUCUGGUGAGCAAAUCAGUGAAGAGAUACUGCAGUCCACUUUGAAUACAAUGGAUCUUAAUAAAAAUGGACAAGUUGAUAUGGCAGAAUUUUUACAUUUCAUGAGUGCAGUAAAAUCUGGUGUUGUUGUAAAUUCACCAUUCAAGAAAGUACUCAAUCGUACACGAAUUCCUGUUUACAGAAGUGGUGGUGGCGUGUAGAAAGAAAAACCAGACAGAAAAACAUGCAAACAAACACAAAAAACGAAUUAUUCCCUCUUCUACACUCUUUUUUUGGUUUUCUUCGAAGAAGAUUAAUCCCCUCCCCCCUCUUAUUGAUGUAUUUUCAUUUUUUUUUAAUUUCUUUUUCUUUAUUGACCAACCUUCAUAGUGUAUUCCAGUAUGUGUGGGUGUGUGCGACUGUGCUGUCUUCAUAUUAACGAAGAUGACGUAAGAAAGUACUUUUGUUCUUUAACUAAUGAUUAUUAUUUGCAUGUGUUACCAGAUAGAUUAUGAGACAAAUGGAUUAUUAUUAUUAUUAUUAUUACUGUUGAACACUUUAUUUGCAUCGUUUUUGUGUUCAUUUCAGCGGAUUUAUUAUGCUUAAUUGUCUGCAAAUGAUAGCAAACGGUGUAGGUUUGCGUUUAUGCGUGACUUUUGUAUUGAAGGAUGAAAUCAACACCCACACACACGCACGAACACAUCAUACUCCCCUCACAUAUUUUACUUUUACCAAUUAGUUAUAUUCUCAUUGGCUAAUAGAAUUGUAAUUUCCCAUUUCUAUGCUUUUUAUAUCAUUAUGAACUUCCUUCUCUUUUUAUUUACUUCAUCUCCCAGUAGUAGCGGUAGUAGUAAUCGUCACUUUCAUCGUUUCAGCUGCUUGUUGUUGCUGUUGAAGUGUAUUGCUCACUGCCUCUUUUGCGUACGUACGCCACCAAGUCAAUAGUACUUCUACGAUAAACAUAUACAACUGUUUUAUGUUGACUAAGGAAAAUGUCUUUUUUUUAGAGAUUUUGUUUUACUCCUUUUAUGAAAUAUUAUUAUUAUUACUUUCUUCGGUUUAAGUACUAUUUUGUUUUUGAAGGAAAGAUACCUUUGGUAACUUUCUUCUAGUUGUGUAUAUAUAAUAUAUACAUGUGAGUCUAUAUAUAUGCAUAUAUAUACUCAUUAUAGAAUUAAUAAAUUUCGAUAACUUUCCCGCAUAUUAA